Messenger RNA from Sporothrix schenckii 1099-18, 2802 nucleotides. RefSeq lists its product as uncharacterized. Bases 1 to 2802 code for a protein of 933 amino acids. The transcript has a single exon. Lineage: Eukaryota; Fungi; Ascomycota; Sordariomycetes; Ophiostomatales; Ophiostomataceae. The record is from RefSeq and is a predicted model, not a curated record.
AUGGACCGAGACAACCAAUUUGGCAGCUCGUACCUCCGCGAGGGUGCGACUCGUGUCCGCAAGCCCCGUCUCACAUAUCGACCAACAAAUACGGCUGUCGCCGUAGGCAAAAACACCGACAACGCUCCUGUCGCGAACAAGUGGUCUGCGCCUCAUCUGCGCCUCCGACGCCGUCUAUCACUCACAUCAGACACUACAAACAAGCCACCCGUUGCAAACGAUGAUGAUUCUGAGACGGAUCGUAUCUUGCAAACACACUCUCGCAACGAUGCUAGACGGAGUACCGCCUCCACACCCAUGGGCAGCAAUGGCUUGACCGCAACACGCCGCGGUUUGAUUCGCAACCGUGUUGUGCGUCCAGCAGAUCACUCUCGGCCAACAGUUCACUUCUCAUCGGGUCGAUCCGACGUCAUACUCACUCUCCCUGCAUCAGGGGAGAUACCAACACCAGCGACAGUAGCACGUCGGCCACGCAACAUAGGCGAUCGAUUCCCAGAGCUUCCAAGCGUACAUCCGAGCACGGUUCAUUCGCGGCGACCAGGCAACCGAGUCUCCGUCCCAAUUUUCGGGGCCGAUCGUCACGUUCCACCCUACCCCAUCUGCAGCUCUGUGCACGGAAGCACGGCAGGCUCAAUUUUUACCAAUCACAACGGAACAAACACCAAUACCAGGAAGACGGUGACGUUCGACUCUUCCGAGACGGAAGACAGCUUUUCAUGUCUGUCUAACAGCACACAGGCAACGUCAGUUGAUGAACGCGAGCAUUAUGGCUAUGACGACUACCUGCCCAAAGAGAAAUCCAUACCCGACCCCCUGCAGGCAACCGCCACAGUCAAUUGCUCUCAGCAUGCACCGUCGUCUACUACAUCCUCCACCGCAACAAUGUUGCCGCCAACACGCUCUCUGCCCACACGUCGCCGUUCACGGUCCUUUAGCGGCUGUACUGACCAUGAACUUCAUCGCACAGAGUCAGGCCUUGUACAUGUUCCUACAAGGUGGUCCUUGAUAGACUCCUAUUCUCGCACCGCUUUCGAUGCCACAAAAGGAACACCAGUGCCCUCUAGCACCUCGAGCACCAUAUCUCGUGGUAAUACCAGUGAGAUGAAUAGCCUUGCGCAGUUCGAGGCACAUAAAGUGGCCCUGGAGGCACAGUUUGAGCAGCGACGACAAACUCUCGAAUCCGAGCAGAAGAAACUUGCUGUCGAGCUCAAGGAGGCAAUCACUGCCCUCGGUGAGGCCCAGGCCGAGCGUAACGACCUGCGUCGUGAAGCUGCGGAGCACCGGCAGCGAGCGAAAGCCCUAGCAGAGGAAGUUGACGAUCUGCACGCGAGUAUGGACAAAAGCCUUCAGCGCAAGGACACCGAGACACAGGAACUCCUCGAGCUCCGUGCCGAUCUGGAGUCCAGCAAAAUGGCUCUUGAGGAGACCAAUGUAGCACUUGCGGCAGUAAAGCAAGCACUAGCAGAUGCCAACGCCAAUCUGACCCAACUGCGCGACUCGCUUCACCAGGAAGAAACCAACUCGGCCCUCUUUCGCGAGGGCAAAGCUGUCUUUGAAGAACGCUGUAGCGAUCUCGAAGUGAAAUGCGAAGGCCUCGAAGGUCAGGUCGUUGCCGCGCGGGAUGCCAACAAGGAGCUGCAUCUUCUCAUGGCUGGACAAAUCGAGGACCUAAAGGCAACCAAGAAUGCACUUCAGGUCCGCAUUGGUAUUCUGGAAGAAGAAGAGGCUAGUCGAGUCGCAGUCACAGCUGCAGCUGUGGCCGCUGCUGCAGCGGCGGAAGAGAAAGUUUCCGAGAGUGCCAGCAAGUUUGCCGAUGAGAGGACGUCACUUGAGGAGAGACUGACCGCAUCAGAGUCAAAACGCACUGCGCAGGAAAGCGAGAGACAGGUAGUCGAAACAGAGGUGAACGAUCUGAAAGACCAAAUCGAAACAAUGAAUUCCAACAUGGUAGCCAAAACUACUGAGCUUGAGGCACUAAUGGGAGAAUUCGAGAAGGUCAAGAAGGAGAACACUGCUCACCAAGAAACAAUUACCAGACAUGAGGCCGCCUUGGACAAAGCACACCAAGCAGCAGAAGGCGCAGUCGACACUGUGGAGACGGAGACUUCAGAUUCCCUCGGGGAAACAAUUUCAAAGCUAGAAGAAGCUCGCGCAGCGCUCUCAGCGGAAUGUGAGGCACUGAAGAUCAAAGCAGAGACCGGCAUCCCGGCCACUGCUGACAGCGACAACAGCGACUCCACGACGCCUGAUGCCGAGCUUCAGGAGAAGUACUUAAAACUUGAGGGCACCCACGUUGAGCUGCAGGAAAAGAUCGCUUCUUUGGAAGCUAGUCUUUCCUCUGAAAAAGAGGCUGCAGCUGCAGCUUUGGACAAAGCCCAAACAGACGCCGGGAGCGCUCUAGCAGACGCGCAAAAUGCCGCCACAGCUGCCAAGGUGGAAGCCGCUGCCCAUGCUGCCCAGCUCUCAGAGAUCACACAGCAAAAUAUCAAUCUGGCUACGGAAAUUGCGGCUCAAAAGGAGAUUUUACAGGAGUUACGCGCUGCAUACGCCACAUCCGAGGCCGAAGGAAUGGCCCUUCGAGACCAGUUGGCCAAAAUGCGGGCCAAACUCGCCGGUGUUGCCGGAUCGGUGACCAGCAAUGGCAGCGGUGCCUCGAAAAAGGGAGGCAAGAAGAACAGCAAAGACGACCUGGUCAUAGUCCGCACACCUGGUGAUCGCGGCCGAUUUCAGGUAAUGCGCAAGUCAGAUCUCCAUAGAAGUCCGUCGCGCAGCUCACGGAAGAACGAUUACGACUCGGCCUGA